AUGGGAAGAUCACCAUGUUGUGAAAAAGUUGGUUUAAAGAAAGGGCCUUGGACACCAGAGGAAGAUCAAAAACUUUUAUCUUACAUUGAAGAACAUGGUCAUGGAAGCUGGCGUGUUCUUCCUAUAAAAGCUGGACUUGAGAGGUGUGGGAAGAGUUGUAGGUUGAGAUGGACUAAUUAUCUUAGGCCUGAUAUUAAGAGAGGGAAGUUUAGUUUGCAAGAAGAGCAAACUAUUAUUCAACUCCAUGCACUUUUAGGGAACAGGUGGUCAUCAAUAGCCACACAUUUACCUAAGAGAACAGAUAAUGAAAUCAAGAACUAUUGGAACACACAUCUUAAGAAAAGGUUAACAAAAAUGGGAAUUGAUCCUAUUACGCACAAGCCAAAAAAUGAAACUCUUUUCUCCGAUAAUCAUUCCAAGAAUGCAGCAAAUCUUAGUCACAUGGCUCAAUGGGAAAGUGCAAGACUUGAAGCUGAAGCAAGAUUGGUUAGAGAAUCAAAGCUACGUUCACAAUACUCAUUGCAACAACAACAACAUCAACAUGGAAGUAAUAAUAACUCGGUUUUUCCGUCACAAUCUUCGUCAUCGACUUCAUCGUCUUCGAUUCAAGUACUUGAUGUUAAAGAAGAAGGGGAGAAAGAGUGGAAAGGCUAUGAAGAUUCAACACAUUUGUUAGAAUUCAAGGAUCUCAUUGAGGGUUCAUCAAUGGCUUUUAGUUCUACCAUGCAACAUGAUAUGUCUAUGAUCAAUGUUGCUGAGGACGGUUUCACUAAUCUCUUGCUCGAUAAUUCUAACUCCGAUGACCCGAGUUUGUCACCAGAGAGUGGCGGAGAGUGUAAUACUUGCGACGGAAAUGGUGGCGACGGUGGGAGUGAUUUCUACGAAGAUAACAAAAAUUACUGGAACAAUAUUCUUAAUUUAGUGGAUUCUUCGCCUUCUGAUCCGUUGUUCUAA
Messenger RNA from Vicia faba (fava bean), 954 nucleotides. Lineage: Eukaryota; Viridiplantae; Streptophyta; Magnoliopsida; Fabales; Fabaceae. The record is from the annotation of a GenBank genome assembly.